UGUACUCUGGUCCAGGUGAGCGGUUCUGGGCCCGCAUAAGCUACACAUUUACCAGGCGAUAGUGUUCCCUCCAGCGGACACCCCGCACACUGGGACACGGUGAUGUGUUUUCUCCGAUACUUUACAUUUGAAUAACAACACUCGUAUUGAUGUUUCGGCUUUGAAAGAUGGAAAGAUUUCUCAGUCGCAUUGUGACUAUCAUCGCUUUGAUAUACGCAUGUCAUGGAAUCACCGGUACUCACGGCAAAUGUAGUGAUGGGUGCACCGCUCCGUAUGGGGGAUUAACUUGUCAAGCGUGCCGACACGGUUGCUAUGGAGACAGGUGUAACAACCACUGCAGCCACUGUGACACUGGCGGGUGUGACAGAGAUACAGGCAGGUGUUACAGAUGUAAACCAGGUUACUAUGGUGACGACUGCAGCACUCUAUGCCCAGUAGACUGUCCUGCAGAUGACAAGGGUCAUUAUUAUUGCAACAGAACCACGGGGAGCUGUGUGGAGACCUGUCCCAAGGGACACUUCGGGAACACAUGCCAGAACCUUUGUCCACAACAUUGCAAACACUGGUCUUGUGCCAAAACCAAUGGGGACUGUCUUGCUGGCUGUGAGCAUGGGUGGACGGGGUCUUUCUGUCGUGAGAAGUGCUCUGCCAAUUGUCUGCGAGGAAUAUGCCACAUCGACGGCAAGUGCAAAGAGGGAUGCGAAGCUGGUUACUAUGGACGGUUCUGUGACCAGAAAUGUUCCAACUGUUACAUCACAGGAUGUGACAGAUUUACAGGAAGAUGUGAUCAAUGCUUACCUGGUCUCCAUGGCGACAACUGUAACAUGACAUGCAGUAACUACUGUUACACAGAACAGGAUGGCUACAGGCACUGUGCGCGAGAAGACGGAAAGUGUUUACAGGGAUGCAUACGCGGACGACAUGGAUCUCACUGUGGAAGAAAGUGUAGCAUCAACUGUAAGAAUUUCGCAUGCUAUCCAGAAGACGGGUCUUGCGUUGACGGCUGUACGCACGGACGGAAAGGGUCUUUCUGUAACCAAACCUGCUCGAAACAUUGUCGGAGUGGCGCCUGUUAUACAGAUGGAAGAUGUAAAUAUGGAUGCGAACCAGGGUUCUAUGGUCUAUUUUGUGAUCGGCAAUGUCCACACUGUGAUAGUACGGGAUGUGACAGAACAUCGGGCAGGUGUGAGGAAUGCUCCCCGGGCAGAUAUGGCAAUGGUUGCAAUCAGACGUGCAACAACUGUUAUGCAGGACGAUAUAGUUCGGGUAUUUGUCAGCGGGAAACCGGAAGAUGUCUAGAGGGAUGUAAGGACGGUUGGUAUGGACCAACAUGCAGUCAGCCAUGCAACCAGAACUGUAGACCCCAGAUCUGUAAUACAGAUGGCGCCUGUAUAAAUGGCUGUAUGCAUGGAUGGAGUGGAACCCACUGCAAUAUCACGUGUCCUGGCAAAUGUUUCAAUAAGGACUGCCUCACUGAUGGAAGGUGUAAGCAGGGAUGCAGGGAUGGGUUCACAGGAAGAUCGUGUGAGGAAGAAUGUCCUACUUGUAAAACUUACAGGAUUCAUGUAAUUGAGCCUUUCACAAGUAGUGAGUCGUCUCAGCUAGCGCCCAUAUCAGGGCUUUGGAUUCAAGUGGCUGCCAUCAUGGUUUGGGCGUAUCACCGCUGUCCACUAGGCUGCCAGGACAUCUGAACUGCAAUCACGUCGAGGGUAGUUAGAAGAGUCCUGGACAGAACACUGACAGCUGAUGUGUUGAACCAAUGUAAUGAGUACAUACGUGACUGAUAUCCGCUCUGAAGACACCAUCCACACAAAGAACAUAUACAUCCAAACUACUUGUAGAGAAGCAUACAACCAAUGUGUAAAUUGUAUAUUCUUGUACAUUUUGUUUGACUGUGUACAAGUGUGUUCAUGUAAAUAUGUCAGAAAACUGUAUAUAUUUCCUCAAAUUCUGUAAAUUUGUAUAGUUUCAUAUGUGUACAUUAUCAUUGUGAACAAAAAUGUUACAAGAUAAAAUUAUAUAAAGAUAAGGACGUUCCAAAGUGCCAUUGUUCCUUCCUGAAUGUAGAAAGAUGAUAAUAAAUGUCGUGUAUAC
Molecule: messenger RNA, 2094 nt
Organism: Haliotis rubra (blacklip abalone)
Lineage: Eukaryota; Metazoa; Mollusca; Gastropoda; Lepetellida; Haliotidae
Product: multiple epidermal growth factor-like domains protein 10
Exons: 3
Coding region: 168-1691 (507 amino acids)
Molecular function (GO): scavenger receptor activity
Source: RefSeq, a predicted model, not a curated record